This is a messenger RNA of Octopus sinensis (East Asian common octopus), 822 nucleotides long. Its product is annotated as 26S proteasome non-ATPase regulatory subunit 6-like. The record is from RefSeq and is a predicted model, not a curated record. The transcript is spliced from 2 exons. Gene Ontology annotation, biological process: proteasome-mediated ubiquitin-dependent protein catabolic process. Bases 1 to 822 code for a protein of 273 amino acids. Gene Ontology annotation, cellular component: proteasome regulatory particle. NCBI's taxonomy places the organism in Eukaryota, Metazoa, Mollusca, Cephalopoda, Octopoda, Octopodidae.
AUGGCAAGGGAAAUUCCAGCCUUUGAUUUCUGGAGUGAAAAGUUUGAAUGCGCGGAGGAACGUUCUAGUGAUGAUAAACUUGUUGAUAGUGUCGAUAGGAAUGGCGGAAAGGUGUGCCUCGAUGGGGAAAAUACCGGAGACAAACUCGGGUUUGUGGAGGACGCUGGGGACUGGGAACAGAGAAACCGUCUCAAGAUUUACCGUGGACUUUAUUUACUCACAAUCCGCGACUUCCGUGGAGCUGCUGACUCAUUCCGUGACGGAGUGUCCACAUAUACGAGCACGGAGUUGAUGGACUAUGGGGAGUUUGCGACAUACACGAUAUUCUCGUACGUGUUUGCCUACGACCGGCGGGAAAUGAAGAAGGACGUGAUCAAGUCCUCGGAUAUCCAGGAAGCCCUGUUCGACCUGCCUUUGCCACGGGAGUUGUUCAAUUCCUUCUACCAGUGCCACUACAAACAGUUUUUUGUGUUGUUGGGGGAGACGGAGGAGUUUAUGAAGAAGGACAGAUAUUUGCGGCCUCACUACUCCCACUAUGUGAGCCACGUCAAAUUGAGGGCGUACAAACAGUUGUUGGAGGCAUACUCCAGUCUGUCCAUCAAGUACAUGGCCGACCUGUUUGGGGUGACCGAGGAGUACAUUGACAGAGAACUGUCCAUGUAUGUGGGGUGUGGCAAACUUCAAUGCAGUAUCAAUAAAGUGGAAGGAAUAGUGGAGACCACCCGGAAGGACGACCGGAGUGUCCAAUAUCACAAUAUUAUUCGACUUGGCGAUAAAUUGCUGAAUCGAAUACAAAAACUCAGUCGGGUUAUUAAUCUCUGA